This is a messenger RNA of Chlorella variabilis, 477 nucleotides long. RefSeq lists its product as hypothetical. Lineage: Eukaryota; Viridiplantae; Chlorophyta; Trebouxiophyceae; Chlorellales; Chlorellaceae. The transcript has 3 exons. The record is from RefSeq and is a predicted model, not a curated record. The coding region runs from base 1 to 477 and encodes 158 amino acids.
AUGCGGCAGACCCUGGACAGCCAGGUAGCCAGCGGGGGCGGCGGCCUGGAGUGCCUGGACUUCACCCGCGGCGGAGGCGGAGGCGGGCGGGCGGGGUCGCAGGCCGGCGAGCGGCGGCGGUUCCUGGAGGCGCUGGGGUGGCACUGCCAGGCCAAGGGGGAUGCGGUGGUGGAGGCCUGGGAGCUACAGGAUGUGGCAGACCGCAUCGUGCUGCAGGCGCCCUCCCUGCAGGCCCUCAUAGAGCAGCUCAACGAGGCAGGCACGUGGGACCUGCUGAAGAAAGGGGCGGGGCGGUACCAGGUAUGCGGGGUGGCGGUACAGCGCGUGCCGCAGCAGAGCGGGCCGCAGCAGAGCGGCGCUGCAGGGCGCUUCGCCUGGGGCAGUGGCGGCGCCCCGGCCGCCUCCCAGCUGUCGGCUGGCAGCAAGCGCGGACACCAGCAGUCGCAGCAGCAGCCGCCGCCGGUGCCACGAUGGUAG